Molecule: messenger RNA, 1216 nt
Organism: Ornithorhynchus anatinus (platypus)
Lineage: Eukaryota; Metazoa; Chordata; Mammalia; Monotremata; Ornithorhynchidae
Product: arp2/3 complex-activating protein rickA
Exons: 4
Source: RefSeq, a predicted model, not a curated record
AUGGAGAGGGGAUGUGGGGGGGAGGGGAGGUGGCGCCUGACGCGGUGCCCCCCUCCCAGGACUGAUUCUCUGUCGAUCUUUGUACUUCGUGUAGAGCCGCACCCAACCGUCUAUUUUCUAUUAAAAGACAAAAACCACCCGGGCGCCGAGUUUCCCCGGGGCGGGGCCGAGACCCCGGCGCUGGGCGGGGGCGGGGCGUGGGGGGGGGCGGGAGGGGCGGGCGAGCGGCUCCCGUGUCACGUGGCGGGGGAAGGGGGCGGAGCGCGGGCCUGUUUGUUGUGGUGGCCAUCUUGCUGGUUGCAUUACUGGGUAAUUGGGGCCCUGGGCCGCGCCGCCCGGCCCGGCCCGGCCCUGCCCAACCGCCGUCGCCGCGAGGAUGAACUCGGCCCGCUGAGCGACCACCUCGGGAGUUCCCUGCGGUCUCCCCUCCAUCCCCGGCCUCCGGGCCGCCGUUUGUGCCCCGAGCGGGCCCUCCUGCCCCCCGCGCCCGCCGCCCCCCGCGCCCUCGCCACUCACCCUCCCCGACGCCCCCCAGGGAGCCGCCGCGGCCCCCCGCGGCCCCCGCUGUCCCCGCGGCCCGACCCGAGGCUCCCGUCAGGAUGCGAGGCGACUCCCGGCCGCCGCCGGCCUCCCUCCGAGGGCCCCGCCGCUCCCCGCCUCUCUGACCCGGCCAUGGCCGCGCCGCCGGGCCAUGGGCCUUUCUCCGGCGGGCGCCAGCCUCCGCAGGGGCUGCCAGAUGUUCAGCUGCUGCCUCGGCGACUCCCGCUGUCGUUCCGGGAUGCGACGUCGGCCCCCCUGCGCAGGUUGUCCGUGGACCUCAUCAAGACGUACAAGCACAUCAACGAGGUCUAUUAUGCGAAGAAGAAGCGGCGUGCUCAGCAAGGCCCCCCCGAGGACUCCAGCACCAAGAAGGAACGGAAGGUGUUGAACCGCGGUUACGACGACGACAACCACGACUACAUAGUUCGCAGUGGGGAGCGUUGGCUGGAGAGAUAUGAGAUCGACUCGCUCAUCGGGAAGGGCUCCUUCGGACAGGUGCGGGGUGGCGGACCGGUGGCGGACUGGCCGGCUCGGGACGAGGACCCUGUGGUCAGACCCGGGUCCCCCCGCCUAAGAUACUUGGUAUCUCGGGGGGCCGCGGAGCGUCCGGGGGCCGACGUGACCUCCGUCUGGUUUAGAGCCCCAGGGGAAGAAGCUGUGAUAUCGUGUCGGCCUC